This is a messenger RNA of Melanotaenia boesemani (Boeseman's rainbowfish), 1468 nucleotides long. RefSeq names its product N-acetyllactosaminide alpha-1,3-galactosyltransferase-like. Gene Ontology annotation, molecular function: hexosyltransferase activity. The transcript is spliced from 2 exons. The record is from RefSeq and is a predicted model, not a curated record. Lineage: Eukaryota; Metazoa; Chordata; Actinopteri; Atheriniformes; Melanotaeniidae. Gene Ontology annotation, biological process: carbohydrate metabolic process. Gene Ontology annotation, cellular component: membrane; vesicle; Golgi apparatus. The annotation marks the transcript as partial.
UUUGGGUCCUCACCUCCACCUCCGCCCGCCACUCUUGACAGAGUUCAAGGGUUUUUUUUUUCCCCAAGCAGGUACCUGGAUGCCUAUCUCAACACUUUCCUAACAUCAGCAGAAAAGCAUUUUAUGAUUGGAUUACCGGUGACAUAUUACGUGUUUACAGAUUUACCAGAGAAGGUGCCGAAAUUUGAACUUGCUCCUCAGCGAGACCUGAAAGUUGUCAAGGUGCAAAAGAAUAGCAGAUGGCAGGACAUCUCCAUGAUGCGAAUGAAGACCAUAUCAGAAACGAUAGAAACGGAACUCGAAGGAAAGUUCAGUUAUCUCUUCUGCUUUGAUGUUGAUCAGGAGUUUAAGGGGAGAUUUGGUUCAGAAGCCCUCGGGGAGUCUGUGGCUUUGCUCCAUGCCCAUUUUUACAAACUUCCAAAGGAGAGGUUCACCUAUGACAAACAACCCAAAUCUAAAGCUUACAUGAAGGAGGGAGAUUACUACUACCAUGCUGCUAUCUUCGGAGGAUCGUUGGAAAAAGUGAAGGCUUUGGCAGACUUUUGUCAUGUGAGCUUCAUGGAGGAUAAAAUGAAUGAAGUGGAGGCUCUGUGGCAUGAUGAGAGUCAUCUAAACAAGUACUUCUGGCUUAAUAAACCAAGUCGCCUCCUCUCACCUGAGUACUGCUGGGACCCCAUUAUUGGUGACAAGAGUGAUAUUAUGGUCACUCGCCUAAUAUGGGAACCAAAACAAUGUAACGUGGUCCAUACUCGGUAGUGUGGCCAAAAUCAAAAAGACUUCAGAGACUGGGAUGAAUUUGUGUGGGAUGAAUUUUCUGGGAUGAAUUUGAACAAAAGUGUGAAUAUGUUUUACUGUCUUGACAGAAGGCCUAAACAAAAAAACUUUUUUGAGAAGUGAACUCAGGUACAAAGGUUUUUUUUUUCUAACAAAUAUUUCUUUAUGCAUCUAAGAAUAGCAUUAAAAGGAAAAAUCAGUCUUUCCGUUUAUAGCCGGACAGCUGUGAAGCCCAAUAAUGAAGCUGAACUGUCUGAGGAUCACUGGGAUGCCUGGUAAUUAAAAAAAAAGUAUACAUUUGCAAGUGAAGAUCAAGUCUGGAUUGAAAUCAGUUCAUCAUGUACAUGUAGCUUCACUGCUUUCUAUGACACUGUGAUUGAAUAGAAAUCUUUGUGCCCCCUCAAGAAUCACAGAUAAUUGUUUAUUACUUUCACCAAAUACCAAAUAAAAUUCUAAAAUUGAUCCCCACCAGCUCUUUAUUAAUGCUGCCAUGGUAACCGCCAGUAUGGUCACCUAAAACAGUUGGCCACUCAUACUUAAUGUGAACUAAUCCAUGCAAGAAUUUAUAGUAGAGCUGUAACUUAGGAGUGUGUUUGCUUAUGAAUUUGUGUUGAUAAGCAAUGCUGUUAACUUUUUUUUUUUACUCAUCUUGCUUUUAAUCAUUUUAAUGUAAUUUAAUAUUUUAUUGUGAUUA